Messenger RNA from Rattus rattus (black rat), 1706 nucleotides. RefSeq names its product GTPase, IMAP family member 4 (gene Gimap4). The record is from RefSeq and is a predicted model, not a curated record. The coding region runs from base 1 to 1302 and encodes 433 amino acids. The transcript has 3 exons. Gene Ontology annotation, molecular function: GTP binding. Lineage: Eukaryota; Metazoa; Chordata; Mammalia; Rodentia; Muridae.
AUGGCACAGAACACGGGGACUGCAGAAAGUUCUGCAGUACAGCUAGCUAGGAAGAUGGGCGGGUCCCUUGCACACUCCUAUUUCCAUAGUUCCUCCCCUCACUUCCUCUCUGCUACUCUGUUUUCUGGCUUUAGUAUUGUUGCAAAAUCAGAGAAGGCCACAGGACCCAGAUUUUCAGUUUGUGAGAAGCUGUCUUCCACCCACCUGGCCUUCAGGCAUAAAGAAACGAGCCUUUUUCAGAAGAAGCAUCUAGUGUUCUGCUUCACAUUUGUAACUGAUGGCUCCCUGUGUGAGGACUCUGCCCUUAACAAGGAGCACUCCAACCUGUCCUGGUUACAACUGGCUCUAGAGUUCUCAAAUAUGUUCACAUGUAAGCUUGGAAUACAAGAUCAAGGAAGUCCCCAACUGAGAAUCAUCUUACUUGGAAAAACUGGAGCAGGAAAGAGUUCAACAGGGAACAGCAUCCUUGGAAGAAAAGCAUUUCUUUCUGGCAUUUGUGCAAAAUCCAUUACCAAGGUCUGUGAGAAAGGGGUGAGCAUCUGGGAUGGGAAAGAGCUUGUUGUCGUGGAUACACCUGGCAUUUUUGACACUGAGGUACCAGAUGCUGACACACAAAAGGAGAUCACUCGCUGUGUUGCUCUGACCUCUCCAGGGCCUCAUGCUCUGCUCCUGGUCAUCCCUUUGGGGCGUUAUACUGUGGAAGAACACAAGGCCACACGGAAACUUCUGAGCAUGUUUGAAAAAAAGGCUAGAAGAUUCAUGAUACUCUUGCUCACCAGGAAGGAUGACUUGGAAGACACAGAUAUCCACGAGUACUUAGAGACGGCUCCUGAAGUCCUUCAAGAGUUGAUCUAUGAGUUCCGGAAUCGCUACUGUUUGUUCAAUAACAAAGCAUCAGGAGCUGAACAGGAAGAGCAGAAGAGGCAGCUGUUGACCUUAGUUCAGAGCAUGGUGAGGGAAAAUGGUGGAAAAUACUUUACUAACAAGAUGUAUGAAAGUGCUGAGGGUGUGAUUCAGAAACAAACCUGGAAGAAGAAAGAAUUUUACAGAGAGGAACUGGAGAGAGAGAGAGCACGGAUAAGACGGGAGUAUGAAGCAGAGAUUCGAGAUCUGAGAGAUGAACUGGAAAGGGAAAGGAGAAGGGCACGUAUGGAGAGGGAGUUCAAUGAGAACGAUCUUAUCUUUGCAGAGAGACAACAAAAUGCUAGGAGGGAAGUUGAGAACACAAGUAUGAUACUUGAAUUAAUCAUAAAAGCAUGGGAGAUUGCUUCCUUUAUCUUCAACCAGUUUAUGAGAGACUAGAUUUCCUUGAUAACAUGCUGUACAGAGCUCACACCCUCCAUGACACAUCCACUCCAACAGGACUAUGCCUUCUAAUGGUGCCACUCCCUGGGCUAAGUAUAUAUGCCAUAACAAACACCAUGGCCAAAAGAAAGGGUUCGUUUUUAUCUUACAGCUUAUAACCCAUCCCAGAGGAACGGCAACUCAAACCAGGAACCUGGAGACAGGAACCGAUGCAGAGGCCAUGGAGGAGUGCUUUACUUGCUUGGUGCCUAUGACUUGCUUAGCUUUUUAAAACUUUUUUUUUUUUUGUGAAUUUCACAUCAUGCACACCAAUCCCAAUAAUUUCCCUGUCCCUCCAUAUCCACCCUCUGCUGCUGCACCUCCCCUCUAAAAGAAAACAAAAUAAAAUAAGACCAAAAAAA